GACGUCUGUCAUCCGACGUAUUGUUGAGUAAUCGAAAACUGAUGGAACAUUCACGUGCUGGAAAGUAGAAACGUCUAUCCUCUUCCAUUAGACUUGUAGAAAAUAUUAGUAAAUGAAUAAUCAAUUAUCAUGGAUGGAAAAGUAAAAGCAGAAAGAAGGAAGAAUCCUCGAGUAGGAGCAAAUCCUCUUAGUAUAUUAACGUUUGCGUUUACCUUGCCUAUAUUUUGGAGAGGCUGCCGCAAGGAUCUAGAAAUAACUGAUUUAUACAGACCUCUGAAAGAACAUACAAGCGGUCAUGUGGGUAAAAAAAUAUCAAAAUUAUGGGAAAAAGAAUAUAAAGCAUACGAGAAGCAAAAAUCACUUAACGAAGAAAAAGCCAGCAGUGAUAAAAAGUAUGAUGUUAAAAAGAAACUGAAGGAGCCCAGUUUAGUAAAAAUUCUUCUAAAAUGUUUCGGUUGUCAGUUUGCGAUAUAUGGAUUAAUUUUAGCAGUUUUAGAAAUCUUUUUCAGAGUGAUGCAGCCAAUAUUCCUUAGCCGACUUUUAAGCUACUACAGCAGUGACGUAGUAACAAAAGAUGAGGCAUACUGGUAUGCAGGCGGUGUGGUCUUAUGUUCAGGCGCAUUAAUAUUUGUUAUACACCCAUACAUGAUGGGUGUACUUCACACGGGAAUGAAAAUGCGAGUGGCCUGCUGUACAUUAAUCUACAGAAAGGCUCUGAAACUUUCAAGAACAGCUUUAGGAGAAACGACAAUUGGACAAGCAGUUAAUCUUCUCUCCAACGAUGUUAACAGAUUUGAUGUAGCAAUUAUACAUCUACAUUAUUUGUGGAUUGGACCACUAGAAACAUUAAUUAUUACAUAUUUCAUGUAUACCGAAGUCGAAGUACCUGCUCUUCUUGGAGUUACGAUUCUCUUAUUGUUUAUCCCUCUUCAAGGAUAUUUGGGUAAAAAGUCCUCCAUAUUCAGGCUGAAAACUGCUCUCAGAACGGAUGAAAGGGUCCGAUUAACUAACGAAAUUAUUACCGGUAUUCAGGCAAUCAAAAUGUACACCUGGGAGAGACCCUUUAGCGCUUUAGUCGAAAAAGCAAGAAGGAGAGAAAUCAGCGUCAUACGAGCCAUGUCUUUGAUCAGAGGUGUCAUUAUGUCCUUCAUCAUGUUCACCACAAGAAUGGCCCUCUUCGUUACUAUUAUAGCAUACAUUUUAUAUGGAAAAAAGAUAACUGCCGAGAAAGUGUUCAUGUUACAAGCGUACUACAACAUUCUGCGUCAAACUAUGACUGUUUAUUUUCCGCAAGGAAUAACGCAAAUGGCUGAACUGAUGGUUUCCAUAAAACGUUUGCAAAAAUUCAUGUUGUACGAGGAAAUGGAGAUUUCACAAAAUACAGGACAAGAUUACAAAACAGGAUCAAAGGACGAAGAGAAGAGCAAAAAUGACAUCACUGUAGACAAAGAAGUAAACGAUACUUCAAGAACUAACAAUUGCGAAAAUGAUAACGUUAUGUCAAUAAAAAAUGCUACUGCCAAAUGGAUCUCAUACGAGCAAGAGGACACCUUGAAGAACAUUACCAUCGAAGCGAAACCGGGCGAGUUGAUCGCCGUUGUCGGUCAAGUCGGUUCCGGAAAAAGCAGCUUACUUAAUUUAAUACUUAAAGAGUUACCCGUACAGUCGGGUAGUAUACAGGUAAACGGAAAACUAGCGUACGCCAGUCAAGAGCCGUGGUUAUUCGCCGGUUCCGUCAGACAGAACAUACUCUUCGGAAGACAAAUGGAUCAAUAUCGAUACGAUCGAGUGGUCAGAGCGUGUCAAUUGAAGAGAGACUUUAGUUUGUUACCGUACGGUGAUAAGACGAUCGUUGGUGAAAGAGGAAUCAGCUUAUCGGGCGGACAACGCGCUAGGAUUAACUUGGCUAGAGCAGUGUACGCAGAGGCCGAUAUGUACUUACUAGAUGAUCCACUGAGCGCUGUGGAUGCUCACGUUGGAAAGCACAUGUUCGAAGAAUGUGUGGAAAAGUACUUAAGAGGAAAGACUAGGAUCAUUGUUACUCAUCAGCUGCAGUACUUAAGAAACGUCGAUAGGAUAAUUGUGUUGAAGGACGGCGAAAUACAGGCAGAAGGUACUUACGACGAGCUCGCCUCAAUGGGAAUAGACUUUGGAAGACUCCUGGAGAAUCAACCAAACGACGAAGAGCAAAAGUCAGGGUCCGCUCCACCUAGCAGAAGCACUUCGCGAAAUGCUAGUAUCUCAUCUUUAAGUUCCCUGAAGAGCAGCAUCGCCGAGAAGGAUGACCCAAUAGAGGUAGCCGAGACUCGCUCGAAAGGUAAAGUUUCCGGCAAAGUGUACUCAGGAUACUUCCUAGCAGCAGGAAACGGGUGCGUGAUCGUUAUAGUUGGUUUGCUCUGCGUUAUGGCACAAGGAUUAGCCAGCGGCAGCGACUUCUUUAUCUCCCAGUGGGUCAACAUGGAAGAAAAAUACGUAAACGAAACGGAGGACGGGCUGGUAGAAGAUUGGAAGGGACCCAUUAGCCGCGAGAUUUGCAUGUACCUGUACAGCGCUCUAAUCCUGCUGACCGUCAUCAUCACCUUAACACGUUCAUUCUCCUUCUUCUCGGCGUGCAUGAAAGCGUCUACCAGACUGCACGACCGCAUGUUCCAAUGCAUCAGUCGCGCCACUAUGCGUUUCUUCAACACCAACACGUCGGGGCGUGUAUUAAAUAGAUUCUCGAAGGACAUGGGUGCGGUAGACGAGGUGCUGCCAAUGGCGUUAAUCGAUUGCGUACAAAUUGGCUUAUCGUUGUGCGGUAUUAUAAUCGUGGUCGGUAUAGCCAAUCCAUGGCUUAUGAUACCUACCGUGAUCAUAGGAGUAAUUUUCUUCUAUAUUCGGGUUUUCUAUCUGGCCACCAGUCGCAGCGUGAAGCGUCUCGAAGGAGUCACUCGUUCGCCGGUGUUCGCGCAUCUCAGCGCAACACUGCAAGGAUUACCGACGAUAAGAGCGUUCGGGGCGCAAGAAAUCCUCACGAAGGAGUUCGAUCAACAUCAAGACUUACACUCGUCGACGUGGUACGUAUUCAUAGCGUCUUCAAGAGCGUUUGCGUUCUGGCUGGACUUCUUCUGCGUCAUCUACAUCGGCUUGGUCACUAUGAGUUUCUUAGUAAUGUUCGACGCUACUUCUACGGAGGGCGGUAGUGUUGGACUCGCCAUCACGCAAAGUAUAGGCUUGACGGGUAUGUUUCAAUGGGGUAUGCGACAAAGUACCGAGCUAGAAAAUCAGAUGACCUCCGUGGAGCGUGUGCUGGAGUACAGCAACGUGGAGAGCGAGCCUCCGCUAGAGAGCGCACCUGACAAGAAACCCAGGGAGACCUGGCCAGAGGAGGGUAAAAUAGAAUUCAAAAACGUGGCGCUGCGCUACGACCCUGCGGAAGCUCCCGUACUGAAGGAUCUGAACUUCAUAGUCUACCCUCAAGAGAAGAUAGGAAUCGUCGGCAGAACCGGCGCCGGAAAGUCCUCCUUAAUCUCAGCGAUCUUCCGCUUCGCGUUCCUCGAGGGUGCCAUCGAGAUCGACGGCGUGAACAUCAUAGAGAUCGGUCUGCACGAUCUGCGGUCCAAGAUCAGCAUAAUUCCUCAAGAACCAUUCCUCUUCUCGGGUUCUUUAAGAAAGAAUCUAGACCCCUUCGACAACUACAACGACGACGUGCUCUGGCAAGCCUUGAGCGAGGUGGAGCUUAAGGAGAUGGGUCUGGACGCUCACAUCAACGAAGGUGGCUCUAACUUGAGCGUCGGACAGCGUCAGCUGGUUUGCUUGGCACGAGCCAUCGUCAAGAACAAUCCGAUACUUAUCCUCGACGAAGCUACGGCGAACGUCGAUCCGCGAACGGACGAGCUCAUCCAGAAGACGAUCCGCCAGAAGUUUGCCAAGUGCACGGUGCUGACCAUCGCUCAUCGUCUCAACACCGUCAUGGACAGCGAUCGCAUACUGGUGAUGGACGCCGGUAGUGCUGUGGAGUUCGACGCCCCACACAUUUUGAUACAGAAGAGUUCAGGAUACUUGAAGAGCAUGAUAAACGAGACUGGACCCGCCACGGCGGAAGUCCUGAGAGAAGUAGCCCGCCAGACUUACGAGAACCGUACAUCCACUGCCCUCUAAUGACUUUCAAACGCAUUUCUUGGACUCUGCAUUAUAGGUUAAAUUUUGUAGGUCUGUCGAUAAUCUUUUUGUACGAUAAUCGAACUUUAGCUAAGCGAAAGUCCUUCCGCUUUCGUGGAUACAGUAUUAUCGAUUUUUGUGAAUGAAAUCACUUUAUAUCUCGACGACGUUUCGUCGAUAAAACUCCUUAAAGAGGCGUCAUUUUGUUUUUUGCGCCGUGCCACAAGUAGGGAUAACUUUACCUCGCUGUUAAGUGAUUUUGGAGAUGUUUAUACGCGUCUUUCUUGUUCUCGUGUUGGUGCUAUGCGAGUAUGAGGCGGAUGCCUUUACAAGUAGAUAUCGGUAACAAUUUUAUUAAACAUCGAAGAUUGUACUUGAUCUUGUGUACAUAAUCGUUGAAAGAAUUAGAAAUCUUGUUUGUAUCGCGUCGUUUGCUCGGUCUUACGUUAGAUACAUUGUAUCUGUUACGUAAAGCAAAGCUAACGAUAGCGUUGUCAGUGCAAACGGUAGUUUGCAAACAGUGCAAGCUUCAAAAUUCAUAAAUCAUUCAUAUUUGUCGUACAAGCAUAACUGUUUGUAGAAAAAAAAAACAAUUGCCUUAUGUACAAGUGCCUAUGUAAUUUAAUUAUUGUAAAUGAAAAAUAUAAAUGCAGAGAAUUUAUCUUGCUAACGCCUCGUCUUUCUUUCAAGGUCAAAAGAAAACGCUUUCUGGAAAUAUAAAUAUUCUCGUUUAUUAACGAACAAUGUCUCGACGCGAGGAGAAACAGAUCUGAUUUUUUUUUGUCUUUUUUAUUUGGUAUAUCGAGCCUUGUGAAACGCACAGACACGUUUAAAAUGCUAACCGAUUUCGCGACUAUACAAAGUAUAAAAAAAAGAGAAACUUGCGUGCAUCUAUCGUUAAAGUAUACCUCCUAUGUCUAUACUCUGCUUACUCGGCUCGCAACAAUUGCCCGGGGCCAGUUGCCCAAACACAUUCUCGCGAGACAAGUACACUAGUGUAUCGUAAUACUGACAGUAAAGAGAGAUUACUAUACGUUAAAAAUUAAGCUCAACGAUCCGUCUGUAACACCUAAAAUACAAUUAUAUAACGGCUAGGUUACAACGUGGUUACAGAUAAUUACACGCUAGGAUUAGAGUUAGAAUUACAGGAUGUUAUACUCGCCGGAUACAAUUCUCUAAGUCUAUGCAAUAGUAACACCUUUAAAUAACGGUAUAAAAACUGAUACAUGUAUGUAUACACAUAGAUACGAUCCUUUUUCCCUUUACACGUAUAUACAAAACAUUAUAAAACAUUUACGUUCAUUCUUUAUGCACGCAUUCGUAAAAUUAGGAAAGGAAACUGUGCAAAUCUAAAAAAAAUUUAUAAAAAGAUAUAAAUAAUACUAGCUAAAUAAAUAAGGUGAGAGCACCGUAUAUACAGAGAGACACUCGCUCGCAACGAUCGAUGACGUCACACUGGCAACGAGAUAUCGCUGCGCUCGAAACGUGCUCGCGAGAAGGAAGACUGCGCAUUGGCCGUUUCCAUUUUUCGAAUUUCGCGAAUGCUCGAUUUUACAACUGAAAUAAUUAGCUGCCUCGAGAACGCAUUUCUGGCUGUCAGCUGCGAGAAAUCGCGUGUGAGAUUCGACAGGAAACGGAUUGGCGUCGCGCACCUUUAUUAUGCUACAAUAAAGUCUUUUACAAGCGUUUCGUCGCGCAAUGGCGGUUCGUCAGUAACCAGAUCAAAGACACGCAUCUAAAAGCGGUUCUCGAACAUUCUUAAACGUCACGAGACGCACGGGAACGCAAGCUAUUUUACCGUAUUUUUAUAUCGCGUCCGAUCAUUUCGCGUAAAACAUUCGAUCGAAAUUACCUGUCGAGGUUAUGAUGCUUCGUUCGAAUUCUCUUCCGUUUCGAUGCGAGAUUCUUUCAAACUCGGCCACCGAGACACAAAUAAACACCAAUUAUCGUAUAAAAUUACGUUUCGCGGUUAAAAUGCAUACGAGUAAACGCGAAACGCCGGUUCGAACGAACUUCGAACGAUAACGCGCGUCGGCGGCCAUGACACUUGCGGUUCUCGAACCGCGCUCGACUAUCGAACUACUCACAGAGCGCGGGAAUAUUUAAACCUUAUCACGCUGACUGCCACCCUAAUUUUCAAUUACAUCUUGUAUAAAUGUUUCCAAAUACUUUCACAAUAUAUUAUUACAUUUAUUUUCUACAGAUCUAUAUAAUUAAUUUAUUUUCACAGAUUUAUUAACGCGAGAAUUUUUCAUUGGGAAAGUGCAUUUUUAACAAAUACACAAGUUCUAUCAAUAACUUAAGUAUCAAUUUAAGUGUCACUCAUAUGCGAGUGAUGUGGCAGUCAUCGCAUGCGUUUAUAAAACGCCGUAACUGUUUCAAGCAGCGGUCAAUUUGCGCGCGAAA
Messenger RNA from Megachile rotundata (alfalfa leafcutting bee), 6546 nucleotides. RefSeq names its product putative multidrug resistance-associated protein lethal(2)03659. Gene Ontology annotation, cellular component: membrane. Lineage: Eukaryota; Metazoa; Arthropoda; Insecta; Hymenoptera; Megachilidae. Gene Ontology annotation, biological process: transmembrane transport. The record is from RefSeq and is a predicted model, not a curated record. Gene Ontology annotation, molecular function: ATP hydrolysis activity; ATP binding; ABC-type transporter activity.